Ipomoea triloba (trilobed morning glory) is the source of this 562-nucleotide messenger RNA. RefSeq names its product DNA-binding protein S1FA-like. Lineage: Eukaryota; Viridiplantae; Streptophyta; Magnoliopsida; Solanales; Convolvulaceae. The coding region runs from base 92 to 361 and encodes 89 amino acids. The transcript has 2 exons. Gene Ontology annotation, molecular function: DNA binding. Gene Ontology annotation, biological process: regulation of DNA-templated transcription. The record is from RefSeq and is a predicted model, not a curated record. Gene Ontology annotation, cellular component: nucleus.
CGGCAAUUUUUCCUCUUCUGCGGAACCUGACGAAUCGCGGUGACGACAACUCUGUCUCCGAAGAUCAGAUCGCUCUCUUCCCCUCCCGGCCAUGGAUUACGAAGGAGAGUUCGAGCACGAUGCUCCUCCGUCAUUCGACGGAAUGAAAAAUAUGGCUCAGGAUGUUGAAGUUAAGGGGUUCAACCCUGGAUUAAUUGUCCUACUUCUCGUUGGUGGUCUUCUACUAGCAUUCUUCGUAGGGAAUUUCUUGCUUUAUAGGUACGCACAAAAGGCUCUUCCCCCGAAGAAAAAGAAGCCAAUCUCCAAGAAGAAGAUGAAGAAGGAAAGACUGAGGCAAGGCGUCUCUGCACCCGGAGAAUAGAUGUAAUAGAUACAUAGAAAUAGUCCAUUUUAAUGUUGAGAUGCAGUGUCUUAAUCUGUCUGACAAACUUUUUUUCCCAGAGAUGGUUGCCUUUUGUUUAUGAACAAUGAAUGCCCUUUAUUCUUAUCCCAACUUGAAUUGAAGAUUUUAGUUUCUCUUGUGCUGGCUAAGUUAGCGUCAAAGAAUGUUGUUUGCUUUGUU